This is a messenger RNA of Marasmius oreades (fairy-ring Marasmius), 3581 nucleotides long. RefSeq lists its product as uncharacterized. Bases 270 to 2753 code for a protein of 827 amino acids. Gene Ontology annotation, molecular function: 5-oxoprolinase (ATP-hydrolyzing) activity. Lineage: Eukaryota; Fungi; Basidiomycota; Agaricomycetes; Agaricales; Marasmiaceae. Gene Ontology annotation, biological process: glutathione metabolic process. The transcript is spliced from 9 exons. Gene Ontology annotation, cellular component: cytosol. The record is from RefSeq and is a predicted model, not a curated record.
GCGCGAACCAAGUGCGGUUCAGGUUUACCCGAAUAGCCCGGCAGUUUCGGACAACAUCGGCCACCACUCUCUCAUCAGCUCAAGAUGCUAUGGACCACUAAUUGUCUUCAUGUCUCGAGACUCACUCUUCUGCCCUUCAACUUGAAACUUUUCCGGCAUCUACGACGGACAAGCGAGUCUCACCACCAUCCGAAUGCCGACUUAUUUCAGGUUCCGUCUGCGGGAAGCCGGAUAUUCAGCCAGUCGUGAUACCCUCAGAGCUGUUAGCCAUGACAUCUUCGAAUUCCCUUCGCAUCGGUGUUGACGUUGGAGGUACCAACACCGAUGCCGUUCUCCUCAAUCCAUUCGCCACAGCUUCAGAGAACCGUGGUAUCUUGUCUUGGCACAAGUCGCCGACGACUCCAAAUCCUAGCCAGGGAAUAGAGACUGUAAUCACAACCCUAAUCACAAACGCAAACAUCGACGCUAAGGAUAUUGCUAGUGUCACUAUUGGUACCACUCAUUUCAUCAACGCUGUUAUUGAGAAGGAUCGAUCUCGCCUCGCGCCUGUCGCUGUACUGCGUCUAUGUGGACCCUUCUCGCGCUCCGUACCUCCAGGAGUCGAUUGGACGUCAGACCUUAGAAGCAUUAUCUGUGCUUAUUGUGGUUUUCUUGAUGGUGGGUUGGAAAUAGACGGACAAAUCAUUAGGGAUAUAAGGGAGGACCAGGUUAAAGAAGAGUGUGAAAAGGUCAAAACCGCCGGCGUCAAGUCCAUCGUCGUUAACGGAAUCUUUUCCCCUGCAGAUGUGAUGGGAGAGAUGCAGGAAGAGAGAGUGAAAGAGUGGAUUUUGAAGUAUUACCCCGAAGCAGAAGUUGUAAUCUCAAAGGAAGUUGCAAAUCUUGGAUUUAUUGAACGGGAAAACGCGGCCAUCCUCAAUGCCUCCAUCCUCGCUUUUGCCCGUCACACUAUUGCAUCCUUCCAAACAGCCAUUCAUCACGGUCUCGGCCUUUCAUGUCCUAUCUUCCUCACUCAGAAUGACGGAACGGUUCUCCGGGCAGCAGAUGCAACACGGUUGCCCAUUCGUACUUUCAACAGCGGAGCAACAAACUCUAUGUGCGGCGCAGCAUUCCUGAUAAAACAGAACACUGACAUCUCACAAGAGAGUAUCCUCGUAAUUGAUAUCGGAGGUACGUCUACGGACGUCGGCAUGUUGUUGCCAAGUGGUCUUCCUCGACAGGCCGCCGCUGUUACGGAAUUCGCUGGCGUCCGAAUGAACUUCUCGUGUCCUGAUGUUAAGAGCAUUGGCCUGGGUGGAGGUUCUAUCGUACGACUCUCGCAAGAUUCCACAGAGCAGCGAGUAACGAUUGGUCCAGAUUCAGUCGGCCACAACAUUAUAACACGCGCUCUCGUCUUUGGGGGAGAUAUUCACACCACUACAGACUAUUCCGUCGUCUCUCAAGCAUUACGCUCUUUUUUAUAUCAGCCAAUUGGAGACAAGGACCUCGCGAUGGCCGCUGUCGAAACUGCAACUAGACAGCACGAUCUUUCCGUGGACUCGUUGAUCGACGAGUAUGAAGCCGUUGUACGAAAGAUGUUAGAGGGUAUCAUUGACCGCAUGAAGACCUCUGCAGAGGACGUGCCGGUGUUGCUGGUCGGAGGUGGUGCAGUGAUUGUUUCGGAAGAUAAGGAAGGGAAGCUCAGUAUUACUGGUGCUAGCAAGGUCAUCAAACCGAAGUUCUCGGGCGUGGCGAAUGCUAUCGGAGCAGCUAUUGCCCGCGUAUCUGGAACUGUCGACAGGGUCGUUAGUACCGAAGGAAAGUCGACACAGGCUGUUUUGGAGGAAGUAUCAAAGGUUGCUAUCGAUAGAGCUGUUGAGAAUGGCGCCCUGAGAGAGACAGUGCGAAUCGCAGAGAUAGAUUCCAUUCCUAUCCAGUAUGUCGCCAACAAGAUGAGAAUUCUCAUCAAAGCAAUUGGAGACUUUGAUUUCUCUCGUGUUCCUGUUGCUGUCCAGGAAGAACUCUUGAAGCACUCGACAGCUACUGAUGGGCCAGACUACACUAAAAAUCCGUUAGCGAACGAGGAAAAGACAACCGCGCUCUCUGCGGCGGAAAUAUCAUCCUACAUGCCCAAGGUUAUUGCUUCUUCCCGCCCCUACCAGUAUGAAUGGAUCAUCUCGGAAAUGGAUCUGGAAUGGUUAUCCUGUGGUUGUUAUAUUCUUGGUACUGGAGGAGGAGGUACACCAUACCCGCACUUUAUCAGAUUACGAGAGAUGAUGCGGAACGGGGCGCAAGUUCGUGUAGUUGAGCCAGGCUGGUUAAAGGAUGAUGAUGUGGUGGCAUGCGGAGGUGCAAAGGGAAGUCCGACGGUCAGUGUGGAGAAGUUGUCUGGGGAUGAGAUGAUGGAAUCCCAAACCACGGUCUACAAUUAUCUCGGGAUCAAACCUGCCGCUGUCAUGGACCUCGAGAUAGGUGGUGGAAAUGGGCUUCAAGGUCUCAUUUUAGGUGCAUCAACAAACAUGAACAUUCCUACGAUUGACGGAGACUGGAUGGGACGGGCAUACCCUGUUGCCUGGCAAAUCACUCCAGUCGUUUGGGGCGGUGACAAAGCUCAAUUCGUUCCUUCUGCUAUCUCAGACGGGAAUGGAAAUAACAUGGUCCGUUUUGACAAAAUUUCAUUCUCUGUUGUUCUUUACUGCUUCCUAGCUAAUGGUCACGGGAACGACGGAAAAGAUGGUAGAACGUGCUUUCCGUGCAGCUCUUUCGGAAAUGGGUAGCCAUGUCGCUUGUGCCAAGGGGCCCACGACUGGAGCCAAGGUCAAAUCGUGGGCUGUCGAAAAUACGAUUUCACUUUCCUGGCGGAUUGGGAGGGCAGUCGCUCUGUGCCGAGCAAGGAACGACAUUGACUUUGUUAGUAAAGCCAUCAUCGACCAAGUCGGUGGUGAACAGGCGGCGAAGGUGCUAUUUAAAGGGAAGAUCAUUGGUGUAGAGAGGAGAACGGUCAAAGGCCAUGUGUAUGGAGAAGUUAUUAUCAAGGCUGCUGACGUUUCUGGAAGUGGGUCAGAGGCUACAGACGCUGUUGAAGGCGAGGUCAUGAAAAUUCCGUUUAAGAACGAGAAUAUCGUGGCCACGCGGGUCACUAAGGACGGAAAGGAAGAGAUUGUCGCCACUGUUCCAGAUUUGAUUUGCGUUUGUGACGCCUCUAAUGGAGAGGGGAUUGGUACACCAGAGUAUCGAUACGGCUUGUUGGUGUUCGUGUUAGGUAUCCAAGCGUCCGAAAAAUGGACGGUGUCGCCGAGGGGUAUCGAGAUUGGUGGGCCUGGUGCGUUCGGGAUGGAUCAUGUGGAGUAUAAGCCGCUUGGAAAAUUCACGAAACCGAGGAGUGUGAUUGAUGAAUUCAAGCCUUGAUACUGUCAAGCACUACAUUGUCGUUGACUAUCAGUUAUUGUAUUUUGUGUUUCCUCGUACAGCAGCAAAUGAACGGCCAUGUUUCCAUUCUUCAUCAACGGACACAAUAUUUCGGGGGUGAUAUUACACAAAAGCGCGAUCUUUCCACCCUUGUAUUCGCGUUGUGAGGGCAGGGGGACGAACGAGGUGGCCAGGCG